CUUAGAGGGCAGAGCCUAGUCAGCAGGUCUCACACAAGCUUGCAUGUGUGCGUAUAUGGAGCUGAAACUUUCCUAGAGACACACUGACACUUUCUCUUCCCUCCUUCUUUCCUCUGUCCUGCUCUCCUCUUUCUCCUCUCCCCUCCUCCAGCACACCUUUGCGUUGUUUUCCUUGCCCCUCUUCCUCUCUCCUCCCUCUUCAGCCUCACUCGUUUUCCCUCUGCUCAGUCCUGUGUGCUCAGAGUGUGGUUAGUGUGCGAACUGAAGGCGUACAGGGCAAGAUGCUGCUGAUGCUACAGCUGUUUGGGCUCCAUGUCACCUUCAGGGCCCAGUGAAGAAGACAAGACUGCACGUGUGCCGGAGAGCUUCAACACAACACACUGAGGAUCCUACAACUAUCACUUUUUUAACCCUGUUCUCCUUGUCAGCCAGCUGCCUUUUUAAGAAAAAAAAAACAAAGCAAAAAAAAAAAAAAACAAACAAUGAGGACCAAGUCGUGUCAACUGGCUGCACAGUUCUUUCUCUUAGGAGUGUUGUUAUCUGUCGUGGACAGUAAAGGAACUUUCUAUGGAGGCCAUGUCAACCCUUUCUAUGGAAAUAGAUACAACCUGUUCAAGGCUGGACUCAACCCUCACCAUUUACCAAACAAGCCCAUGACCCGUCACAAAAACCACUGUGCCUACGUGGUCCAGAAGAACAUCACAUGCACCAUGCAGGAUGGAGUGGCAACCUAUGUGAAAGCUGAGUACACCACCAAGUGCAUCUGGGGUCAGAAGUGUCCUGUUGUCAUGUACAGAACAUUUUACAAGCCAAAGUACAAGGUGGGUUUUAAGACAGUGACUGAGCUGGAGUGGAGAUGUUGUCCUGGAUAUUCUGGGGAAAACUGCUACGAUGGACCCACAUCAUUGCCUGAUGUCAUGAUGCCACCUUUUAAGGGUGCUGGUGUGCCCCAUCGCCCGGGGAUGAAGGGCUUCCCCCAUGGCCCUAGACCGCCUGUGGACCAGAAUCCUGGAGGAGGCCAGCUGGAGCCAGGCAAACCUUUCCCUAGUGUGCCUGACCACAGACCAAUACCCACAGGACAACUGCCUGCUGGGAGCGGAAAACCAAACUAUGGAAACAAAUUUGGGAUUUCUGGAGUGACUGGUGAACGUUUGGACCGCAUGGAGGAGGAUCUGCGUCGCCUCACCCAGGGCCUAGACACUCUCAAUGGGGUGGUGGCUGGCCUGGAGGAGCGACUGCGUACAUCUCUCCGAGAAGAUACAAACAAAAUCCUGGUGUCUCUGUUGCCCAGUGGUCCCCGUGUGCCUGACUCUUCUGUGGGAUUUGGGGUGAUCCCAGAUGGGGCUCCUGAUGGACUGGAAGGAGGAGAAAGUUUCACUGGUUUUGGAGACUUAGCAGGGAGAGUAACAGAAGUGAGGGAUGAGCUGCGAGCCAAGACUCACAUCUUAGAGGAGAUUCAGGGAAUGGUCCUGGGUCAUGAUGGUCAGCUGAAGAGGCUGCUGGAGGGACCUAGUGGCAGGCCCAUCCCUGGUCCCAGCUCUACUGCUCAUAUUGACGAGAUCGUGGACACAAAGUUGGCUGGCAUACGGGCUGAGAUCCUGGAUGGCUUUGAACGUCGUCUUACAGGUCUGGAGGACCAAUGUGACAAGAAGAUUGGGGAGGUGCAGAGACAGUGCCACAGGGAACACAUGGAUGGCCAGGAGCAGAUGCAGCAGUCUCUAGAUGGAAGAGAGACCGGGCUCAGGGAGGAGCUUGGCUCCUUGCAGGCUCAAAUCCAGGGCCUAACUCUGACUGAGAGCUGCUGUGGACAGGUAAACAGCCUUUCCCAGCGUGUGCUGCUGCUGGAGGAAUCAGUGAAAGGUUUGACAGAAUCUCAGAGACAGCUUCAGACUGCCCUCACUGACCAGAGCAUCCAUGUGGAGACCCUGAUUGAGACCCGACUGGUGGACAUAGAGGGCCGCCUCAAUGCCACAGAGGGUGCACCUGAUGGAGUAGGAGGGCUUGCUGGUAGUCUGGAUGGCUUCAAGACCAUGCUGGAGGACAAGUUGAAGACCCUGGAGGAGAGAGUGUUUGUGGCUGUGGAGGAGCUGAGUAAUGCCACGGCCCCUGCACUCCUGGAGGGCCAGGUGGUCCCAGCACUGGAGACGGAGAUUGAGUCUGUUAGGAGGAGAGUGGAGGGAGACCUGGACGGCAUUCAGAAACAGUUGAUAGACCUGGAGCUCCUCUGCACCUCCUCCUGCUCACCCUCCACCCCACCAGCAGGGGGUGUCAGAGUCACUGAAGUGGAGGAGGAAUGUGAAGGGAUGGAGAAGAAGAUGACAGACCGCCUGGACACCCAUACUAACCAGUUGGAUCGCCUGAACAACACCUUGCAGAACCUACUCUUCAGGAUUGCCCAAGAGGACUCAGAGGGCUCCAUCCAGGGAGAGAUCACCCUGCUGAAGGUCAACAUCAACUCUGUGAACCGCACUCUGAAGGGCCUGAAGGACUCUAUUAGCUUCAUUGCAAGUGAAGUGGGCCAGGCUAAUUCCACCUGGGAGCAGAGAGAGCACCAGCUAGUCAACCAGGUGCAAGGAAUCACAAAACUUGUGGGCCACCAAGCCUCCCUUCUAGGGGCCGGAGAGAGGCGACUGGCCCAACUAAAGGGAGAACUAGUUGCUUUGAAGAGACGGCUGGCCGGGGAGCUGCAGGGCUGCAGGAGCACAGCGAUUGAAGUACAGAAAGAGGUGAAGGGCUUUGAUAGCAGGGUGAGCCAGGUAGAAGGCCAGUGCAGCAGCCUGGGAGAGCUGGCAGAACACCUGGAAAGGAUCAGGGCAGAGCUUGAGAGACACUCAGACUCGUACCUGGCCCAGGUGAAUGGCACCCUGGCCAUCCAUUCAGAACAGCUAGCUGAGCUGAAAGGAGAGGUCAAAGACUGUGCGGCCAAGGAAGCAGCCAACCAAAAAGGAGACCAGUAGCAUCUGAGCUACAGAUUUAUUUUUUUUUUAAGAGACUUUAUGUGUGCUUCUCAUUAGGCUCAAGUGACUUCCUCUGCUUCUCUCCUCUCUUUUUCAAAUCCCAUCUGCACAGAUGCAAAUUAACUGAACCGGUGAAAGUCAUUUCCCAUAAGCUUCCCAGCCCAGUGCCUCCAGAUGUCCUGGGUAUUUAGUUUAGUGAAGUGAGGAGAAGCAGACUCAGAAUACAAAGACACACCUAUGGUUGUAUAGCUGGGCAAUAUUUUCCCCUGAGUUUUUAUUCUAUAGGGCAUUUGUUUGUUUGUUUUUUUGUUCCCUGAUCAUGAUUGUUCUGUUUUCAUAUUUUACCUUUUUUAACUUAUAUGAAGUGACUGCAUUGUUAUAAUGUUAAACUGUUUGUAUUAGAGAAAUAGUAAUAAAACAAAAUGAAUGAUAUGGGACUAAUACGCUGCUACGGGUUUCUACUGACCAGCACAUUCAACAUCCUCAGUGUGGACACUUGUCUGGUCUUUUAAAAGAAUACUGUAUGUCAACUUGGUGCUAUUUACAUUUUUUUUAAACUCCUGUUUUACACAUUUAGAAAUGGUCUAAGUAUUUCUGCUUUGGCAGUUUUGUUUGUUUCCUGCCGCAUUGCUCCAAGUUGCAGAGAAGUUCCAUAAUUCACCAUUGGGGGACAGUGACAACACAUUACAUGGCAUGGU
Molecule: messenger RNA, 3655 nt
Organism: Toxotes jaculatrix (banded archerfish)
Lineage: Eukaryota; Metazoa; Chordata; Actinopteri; Toxotidae
Gene: emilin3b
Product: EMILIN-3
Exons: 6
Coding region: 483-2957 (824 amino acids)
Cellular component (GO): extracellular matrix
Molecular function (GO): protein binding
Source: RefSeq, a predicted model, not a curated record